GCCUCCUUCCACAUGCCAUUGGCCUCCGUUGUUUGUUCACCUAGUCAACUCAUCUCUAUCCACAAAAAGGGAUCUAAAAGCAAACCUUACACAUCGUUUCCUCUCCAUUUUCAUAUGUUGCUGUGCUGAUGGGUGGAGGAGCUACCUUUUUCUCAGUCGUUGUUCUACUUCUAGUUCAAUGCAUCGGCAAAGGAACAAGAGCUGCGAACCUCAGCAGCAAUGCCCAUCAGGACUACACUCAGUUCCUUCUUGCGAAUGGGGUUGCUCGUACGCCUCCAAUGGGGUGGAACAGCUGGAAUCAUUUCCAAUGUAAGAUUGACGAGUCGACUGUCAAAGCCACAGCUGAUGCUCUUAUUUCAACUGGUUUGGCCGCACUCGGAUACAAAUAUGUGAAUAUUGAUGACUGCUGGGGAGAGGGGAACAGAGACUCGAGGGGUAAUCUGGUAGCAAGAUCUUCAACUUUUCCUUCUGGAAUCAAGGCUCUUGCAGAUUAUGUUCAUGCAAGAGGCUUAAAACUUGGCAUAUACUCAGAUGCUGGUUACAGCACAUGCAGUAAGACAAUGCCAGGCUCUUUUGGGCAUGAGGAUCAAGAUGCAAGAACAUUUGCUGAGUGGGGGGUUGACUACUUGAAGUAUGAUAACUGUUAUAAUGAUGGUUCCAAGCCUCAGGAUAGGUAUGCAAGGAUGAGUUCUGCAUUACACAAGGCUGGCAGACCGAUCCUUUACUCUCUCUGUGAAUGGGGACAAGAGAAUCCAGCAACAUGGGCUAGUUCGAUCGGUAAUGCAUGGAGGACUACAGGGGACAUUAAAGACAACUGGGACAGCAUAACAUCAAUUGCAGAUGCAAACAACAUUUGGGGAAGAUAUGCAGGGCCUGGCAGGUGGAAUGAUCCUGACAUGUUGGAAGUGGGCAAUGGAGGGAUGAGUUUAGAAGAGUACCGCUCUCAUUUUAGCAUUUGGGCUCUUAUGAAAGCUCCUCUACUCAUUGGAUGUGAUGUCCGAUCUUCAAGCAAAGAGACUCUUAGUAUCCUUGGAAACAAGGAGGUGAUAGAUGUUAAUCAGGAUCCACUGGGAAUUCAAGGAAGGAAAAUACAUUCCAAAGCCAGCGUAGAAGUUUGGGCUGGGCCAUUAUCAAAGAGAAGAGUGGCGGUAGUAUUAUGGAAUAGAGGCUCAUCUCAGGCUCCCAUAACAGUGGGAUGGAGGGAAAUUGGUCUAUCUCCAUCUAAUCCUGUCACAGUCAGAGACUUGUGGACUCAUUCAUUUCUUUCGAGAAGUAUGCGUUCCCGAUUAACAGCAUAUGUUGCUCCCCAUGCUUGUAAGAUGUAUAUCCUCACCCCACUCUAAAAGUUUAAGGGGAUUCUAGAAUUCUUAUAAAUUCUAAGUGUACAACAUAUGGCCCCAGUUUCAAAGGCAGAGUUGAAUGAUAAAAAAACAUUUGCCUGGACAAUAGGAACAUUAGUUGAAGGCAAACUGUUGUUCUUCCCUCGAUAAUUUAUUUUUGAAAUAGCAUUGCUCCUGUCUAAUGAACAUAUCUCAUCAUGUAAGAGGAUAAGUUGGUGCCCAAUAAUUGAGUAAAGUUCAAGGAAAAUGAACAUGAUUUAAUGAUCUCAA
Messenger RNA from Vitis vinifera (wine grape), 1610 nucleotides. RefSeq names its product alpha-galactosidase. Gene Ontology annotation, molecular function: hydrolase activity, hydrolyzing O-glycosyl compounds. The record is from RefSeq and is a predicted model, not a curated record. Lineage: Eukaryota; Viridiplantae; Streptophyta; Magnoliopsida; Vitales; Vitaceae. Gene Ontology annotation, biological process: carbohydrate metabolic process. Bases 129 to 1343 code for a protein of 404 amino acids. The transcript has 13 exons.